This is a messenger RNA of Boeremia exigua, 1461 nucleotides long. Its product is annotated as major facilitator superfamily domain-containing protein. Gene Ontology annotation, cellular component: membrane. Gene Ontology annotation, molecular function: transmembrane transporter activity. The record is from RefSeq and is a predicted model, not a curated record. Gene Ontology annotation, biological process: transmembrane transport. Bases 1 to 1461 code for a protein of 486 amino acids. NCBI's taxonomy places the organism in Eukaryota, Fungi, Ascomycota, Dothideomycetes, Pleosporales, Didymellaceae. The transcript has 6 exons.
AUGACUGCAAGCAGUGCCUCGAAUCUUGAAAAAGAUCCCAAGCCAGCCAUCGAACACCUCGAAGAUGGCCCUUCCUUCUCUGAGCAGGAAACCCGCAAACUCCUUCGAAAACUCGACUGGGCCAUCCUACCUAUUGUUGCAGUCAUGUACCUUCUCUCCUUUCUGGAUCGUUCCAACAUCGGUAAUGCCAGACUAGCUGGAUUGGAGGCAGAUCUAGGCAUGACAGGAUGGAAUUAUGCUACCGCAGUAGCUGUGUUCUUUCCCUUCUACAUCAUCUCAGAAGUACCCUCUAACCUUGCUAUGAAACGUUUUCGGCCCUCUAUCUGGAUUCCCUCGAUCAUGGUUACCUGGGGCGUCGUAACGACGCUCAUGGGGAUUGUGGAUAGCUUUGGUGGCCUCUUGGGAGCGCGUAUGGCGCUAGGCCUUGCUGAAGGUGGUCUCUUCCCUGGCGUGGCCUGGUACAUCACUAUGUGGUAUCGCCGUCAUGAAUGCGGGCUUAGGAUAUCCAUUUUCUUCUCCGCUGCCACGAUUGCCGGUGCGUUUGGAGGUCUCCUUGCACGUGGAAUUAUGGAGAUGGAUGGCAUUGCUGGCGUACCGGGAUGGGGAUGGAUCUUCAUCCUCGAAGGAAUCCUGACUGUGCUCGUUGCCUGCAUCGCCUAUGUGGUUCUCAACGACUUCCCUGACACUGCAAAAUUCCUUAAUCCCCGCGAGAAGGCAGAGGUAAUUCGCCGUCUCCGCGAAGACACCACGGCGCUAUCCGACGACUACCGCCCCGUUUUCGUCAAAGAUGCCUUCACAGACUGGAAGAUUUGGGUCAACUGCCUCAUUGCUCUGUCGAAUUUCCUGCCGCUUUACUCCGUCUCCAUCUUCCUGCCAACCAUCAUCCGCAGCAUGGGCCACUCGAAUGAAAAAGCUCAAUUGAUGUCUGUACCACCUUACAUCCUGGCUUGCAUCGCUACCGUAGGAGCUGGCUUUGUGACCGAUAGACACCACAGGCGUGGCAUUUACAUCAUAGGAAUUGCCUCAGUUGCCAUUGUCGGCUUCAUAAUUCUCAUCACGGUGCAAAACAACGCAGUCAAAUACUUCGCCUGCUUCUUGGUCGUGACGGGCAUCUACGCCAACGUGCCGCAGCUUGCCUCAUGGAACAGUAACAACAUCGGAGGCUCUGUCAAGCGCGGUGUCGGCGUCGCUAUGCAAAUUGGCUCGGGCAAUGUUGGCGGCGCAGUCGCUGGCUUCAUCUUCCAAGCCAAAGACGCCCCGCACUACCGCACUGGUCACGGUAUCCUGAUCGCGAUGUGCUCGUUGACCGUCCUCCUCGCAACAGGGAUGACGCUGUACUUGCAGAAGGAGAACACAAGACGCGAUGCGCAGUACAAGGCCCCAGCCGAAUACACGCAAGCAGAAAUGGAACUAGAGUCUCAGAAGGGCGACAAUGCGACAUUCUUCCGAUACACGAUCUAA